Molecule: messenger RNA, 4930 nt
Organism: Pseudophryne corroboree (corroboree frog)
Lineage: Eukaryota; Metazoa; Chordata; Amphibia; Anura; Myobatrachidae
Gene: INVS
Product: inversin
Exons: 1
Coding region: 173-3178 (1001 amino acids)
Biological process (GO): protein localization to ciliary inversin compartment
Cellular component (GO): ciliary inversin compartment
Molecular function (GO): protein binding
Source: RefSeq, a predicted model, not a curated record
GCCGCCUUACCAUAGAGACCAGGCAGCCACGUGUGACAGAAAGCCCUCCAGUUGUCAUAGAGAUGCACAGGCAGCCGUCAGUGUCUACAGGACCACACCUGCUAUGGCAAAUGGAAGCCGGUAGCUCCUGGCUGCUAUAACAACAGAGCUGGGGAAUUCAGCUUGUAGAAAGAUGACCAGCCAGCCCCAGGGCUCUUCCUUGGCCUCCCCUGUACAUGCAGCUGCUGUGACAGGGGACAAGGCCACCCUCCUGCGUCUCAUUGGCUCCAACUCAGGCCUUAUUGAUCAGGAGGACCAACUUGGGAGAACUGCUCUGAUGUACAGCGUGUUGGGUGACCGUAGAGCCUGCGCAGAAGCUCUCCUACGUUACGGGGCCCAGGUGAAUCGUUCUGAUAAGAGUGGUAGGACCGCCGUACACCUUGCAGCCCAAACGGGCAACCACCGUCUGCUGAAACUACUCCUGUCUCGUAGGGCUGACUGUACUCAUCGAGAUUUGCGUGACAUCACGGCGCUACACCUCUCAACCCGUCACCAGGACACUCGCUGUUUGGCGCUUCUUCUGAAACACACGCCACCAGGCCAGGUGGAUGCACAGGAUCAAAAGAAACAAACCGCGCUGCAUUGGAGUGCCUACUACAAUCGCCCACAGCAUGUCAGGUUGUUAGUGCGGCAUGGAUCCAACAUUGGCAUCCCUGACCUGGAAGGAAAGAUACCCCUACAUUGGGCAGCUGGGCACAAAGAUCCAGAAGCGGCGCUAACCGUACGUUGCCUGCUGGAGGCAGCUCCUACAGAGUCCUUACUCAACUGGCAGGACUACGAAGGCCGCACUCCUCUGCACCUUGCUGUUGGUGAUGGUAACCAAGAAGUAGUGCUUCUUCUGACGUCCUAUCGGGGAUGUAAUGUGGCGCCUUAUGACAAUCUCUUCCGUACUCCUCUGCACUGGGCAGCGUUGUUAGGUCAUACUCCAAUUGCAAAUCUACUUCUGGAGAGAAAUCGUUCUCCCAACAUACCGUCUGACAGCCAAGGAGCAACCCCUCUGCAUUAUGCUGCUCAGGGGAAUUCCCCGGACACUGUAAAGAUUCUGCUAGCUCAUCCUUCUGUAAGAGAUGAGGCAGAUUUAGAGGGCAGGACUGCAUUUAUGUGGGCAGCAGGGAAAGGCAGUGACGAGGCAGUGAAAGCUAUGCUAGAGCUGGACUCAGAGUUAGAGAUAAACAGGACCGAUAAAUAUGGUGGAACCGCGCUUCACGCAGCCUCUUUAUCCGGACAGAUUAGCACUGUGCGCAUUCUGUUAGAAAACGGUGCCCAGGUGGAUGCCGCAGACGUCAUGAAGCACACACCACUGUUCAGAGCAUGUGAAAUGGGACACAGAGAGGUCAUAUAUACCUUAAUUAAAGGCGGUGCAAAGGUUCAUCUUGUGGACAAAGAUGGACGCUCCCCUCUUCAUUGGGCAGCAUUAGGUGGCAAUGCCAAUGUGUGUCAAAUACUUAUAGAAAAUAACAUUAACCCUAAUGCCCAGGACUAUGAAGGCAGGACUCCGUUACAGUGUGCCGCCUACGGAGGCUACAUUGGCUGCAUGGAAAUACUAAUGGAGAAUAAGGCAGACCCUAACAUCCAGGAUAAGAAUGGACGCACAGCUCUGCACUGGUCAUGCAACAAUGGCUACCUAGAUGCCAUAAAACUUCUACUACACUAUAACGCUUUUCCUAACCAGAUGGAGAGCACAGAAGAGAGAUACACGCCUCUGGAUUACGCUUUGCUUGGUGGGCACCAGGAGGUAAUACAGUUUAUGCUGGAACAUGGUGCCCUUUCUAUUGCUGCAAUACAAGAUAUUGCUGCCUCAAAAAUUCAGGCUGUAUACAAGGCACACAAAGUGCGGAGGGCUUUCAGAGACAGGAAGAACCUGCUAAUGAAACAUGAACAGCUGAGGAAAGAUGCAGCAGCUAAAAAGAGAGAGGGCGAAAGUAAGAGGAAACUAAGAAUUGGCCAGGCAGUCGAAGAUGGGCAGAUAGAAGGAAAACAGGCCGAUAUCCAAGAGUGUGUAAGGGACCAACAAGAAGACAACAGUUAUAAAGAAGUACAACGUAAAAGAAGCACAAAAGAAAGACUACAAGAGAUUACAAAUAAGACAAAACUCAAAGAGCACCAAAGCCAAAACAGGUCAGUACAGCAACUGCAGGAACUAGGGCGCACAUCUCCAAGACAAAAAGAGGUUUGUGGCACUCCCAAUAAGUGUAGUCCAAGAAACUCAUCUCAUUCUCAGUCCUCUUCAUCUCCAACAGUACUAGCUGAGAAGCUGUAUUAUGAGGAUGGGGCCAUUGAAAAACAAGAUAACAGGAAAAGCUCCAGACAUAAAAAGGAAUCCAACAGUAUUAUUAUCCCUGAAAAAGAGCAUCAUAGCCAAAAGGCUGGUCAUAGGAAAUCUCACCGGGAGCUUAGAGAGGAUUCUGAUUCUCCUGUAAAAGUAGAGAACAAUGAUGAAGUUGGUGGAGAUAGACUCCCAGAAAGAGAAGAAAACAUUAUCCAUAAAGAGCAAAAGCAAAUAAAAAGUACUCGAUCCUCAAGGAACAAAAGAGAAUAUUUAGAUAGAAUUACCCCAAAAAUGGACGCUUGUAGCAUUACAGAGACUAGAUCGUCUAGGGUAAACAAAACCUCUUCGGAUCUGAUAAUCCAGAUAACAAACAACAAGGAUAAUUCUAGCCAUCCUAGGGAAAAUUCAGACUCGCAGAAGUACCAGGACAGAGGUAGCUCAGCCAGAGGUGGACAGAGACCUUCAACUGGAAAACAGUAUAGAUGCAAUGGGAAAAAACAUGUAGGAAAAGUACAACGUAGCACCUCUGGUUCUCGCUCCAGGCAGACUAAACAGACAGACAUGGACAGAAAAGCAGUGAUCUGCUCUCCAACAAGUGACAUUGGCUUCAGGAGGGCACUGACCUUACCAAUUCAUAGAGAGAAUGUAAAGCCUGGGCAGAGUGCUACUGACUGGCAGCAGCUGGACAUUGAGCUGAUUCCCUUGGAAGCAAGACUGCAGUUAGUAGAAAGGGAGAAGGCUAGAAAGCAGCUCUUCCAGCGCAAAAACCAAGCUGCAGCGGUUAUUCAGAAGGCCUGGAGAAAGCACAGAAGCAGGAAAAGGACUAACCGUAAGACGCCUUCCCACUCACCUCACGUUCACAGAGUAUAGCAUAUGGUACAGCUGGACAAUGGGGGUUAUUCAGGUUUGUCAGCAAACCAAAAAAGUAAGCAAUUGGACAAAACCAUGUGCACUGUGGGUGGAGCAGAUGUAACGUGCAAAGAGUUAGAUUUGGGUGGGUUAUAUUGUUUCUGUGCAGGGUAAAUACUGGCUGCUUAAUUUGUACACUGCAAUUUAGAUUUCAGUUCGAAUACACCCCACCCAAAUCUAACUCUCUCUGUGCACGUUACAUCUGCCCCCCUGCAGUGCAGAAUGGUUUUGCCUAAUUGCUUACGUUUGUGGUUUGCUAAGAAACCGGAAUACAGCCCAAUGUCCCCUCUGUGGAGUCCUUACAAGCAGGUAGAAUUUGUGCACUAUACUUGAAAACGACAUCUGCUUUUUCUUCUCAGUUGGGACAAACAUAAUGAUCAUUCCGUAGUGAUUACUACUAUAGUCAAUGGUUAUGCCACGACAGUGAUCUGCCACCAAUAAUAUUGUGCCUUCAGUCAUCCACUAUUUCCCAUUGACCUCCAUGAUAUUUUUAACACACAUUUUUCUUUAUGGACCAAAAUGUAUGGCUGGAGUUGGCAUUUGGCAGGUAGAGGUUAAUCCUGCUUUGGAGGUUUAAUUUCCUGGUGCUUUCCUUGUUGAUUCCUCCAAUACCAGAGAGGCUGAAGUGGUUUAUGCAGUCACGUGUGGCCAUAGGAACACCAUGUGAUCACUGUGGGGUCAGCCUAUGGUGCAAGCAGGCAGUACGUGGCUGGUGGUCACUGUGGGGUCAGUCAAUGGUGCAAGCGGGCAGUACGUGGCUGGUGGUCACUUUGGGGUCAGCCUAUGGUGCAAGCGGGCAGUACGUGGCUGGUGGUCACUGUGGGGUCAGCCUAUGGUGCAAGCGGGCAGUACGUGGCUGGUGGUCACUGUGGUGUCAGCCAAUGGUGCAAGCGGGCAGUACGUGGCUGGUGGUCACUGUGGGGUCAGCCUAUGGUGCAAGCGGGCAGUACGUGGCUGGUGGUUACUGUGGGUUCAGCCUAUGGUGCAAGCGGGUAGUACAUGGCUGGUGGUCACUGUGGGGUCAGCCAAUGGUGCAAGCGGGCAGUACGUGGCUGGUGAAACACAUUCUGUGUCACAGAGGCUGAAAAAGAUGACCAUAUUAUAAUAAAAGAAUCAGCCCUUUAUACUUGGAUUUACAAAUGUCGCUGUGUUUUUCUUAAAUAUAAUUGGAUUUAUGGUUUUAACUGCCCACAAUAUGACCAAUUUUCACUUUUCUAAUGAUGUAAGCCAAAAAUCAAAUUAUCUCCUAGUUUUACAGUAUUAUAUAUUGGGUAUUGUGUUUACAUGUAUAUAGUGUAAAUUUGAAAGAAAUAUAUUGUAAUAACUUUGAAACAUUUAAAUUGUACCUUCAACAAGCUGAAAUGUUGAAUAAAUAGUCUUAUUCUGAUAAAAGUGUUGUUUUAAUCGAAUAGGUAACGUAAUAUCAAGAAACUUUAAAUAACACUUGUCUACAAACCAACAAAUACAUAGUGGCCGUUCCCAGCAACCUGAAGGGGUGUCCCUAUGGUAGAUGCUAGAUUCAAGUGGCCUAAUGGACCUUUUCCGUCAGGGGGAGGAGCUAGGCCAGCGUGAUAGGUCCUACACUAUCCACGCCACCAACUAUUACCUUUAGUAAUCAGGUGGCGAGCGUGCUUUUCGGGUACCCUCUUCAGCCGUAGCUCCUCCCCCUGGUGACGUGUGUCUCCUCCCCAUGUGACGUCCGAAGGUCCCUUC